Messenger RNA from Paramuricea clavata, 1303 nucleotides. NCBI's taxonomy places the organism in Eukaryota, Metazoa, Cnidaria, Anthozoa, Malacalcyonacea, Plexauridae. The record is from the annotation of a GenBank genome assembly.
AUGAGUAGUAAUCUGAAGAUAAGGGAUCCAAGUACUCAGCCAAGACAGAGAAUGCACACAACGGGUGCAUUUUUCGCAGGAGAUCAAAAUGGGAGCAAUAUACGUUGUGUGUUUUGUGAUGCAGAACACUUUUCCGCCUCGUGUGAGAAGAUUAAAGAUCCACAAGCCCGAAAGAAUAUUUUGAAGAGACAAGGACGUUGCUUUUUAUGUUUGAGAAAGGGUCAUCGAAUAAACCAAUGCACCUCCAAUAGACGAUGCCGCAAAUGCCCAGGAAAGCAUCAUCAGUCAAUCUGUGAAUUUAAUUCGAGUCGACCACCACAGGACCCAUCGAGUCAACCACCAGAGAACAAACCUGGGCAAGCUUCCACGACUGGAGCUGUUGUCAAUGAAUCGUCAAAUGGUACAACCACUGCAUCUGUGACAAGAAGUCAAACGAGAGUAUUGUUACAGACAGCAAGGACAUAUGCAUAUUCCAAUGAAGGUUCAGAAGUCUUACCUGUCAGAGUGCUCAUUGAUACUGGAAGUCAAAGAUCGUACGUCACAACUGGUCUACAGCAAAAGCUUGGUUUGAAACCCAUCAAGAAAGAAUCAUUAAAUCUUAAUACCUUUGGUGAUGCCGGUUUCUCGAAGAAAGACUGUGAUUUGGUCCAAUUAACGCUACAAGGAAAAAAUGGCCAAGAUAUAAAGAUCGCAGCCCUGAGUUUUGGUAACAUAUGUUCGCCACUACCUGGAACAAUAAACCUAGAAAGCUAUCCUUCGUUUUUAGAGCUGGAUCUUGCCGACUAUAACACAGCUUCAAAUAGUAAUGAUGACAUUGAUGUUUUAAUAGGAUCGGACUACUAUUGGGAUGUUAUAACCGGACAUGUCAUUCGAGAGAGUAAUGGACUGGCAGCAGUCAGCAGCAAGUUUGGUUGGAUGGUUUCGGGCCCAGUACAAAAUACCAAGAAUGGGGAUAACCAUGUAACAUCCAACCUGAUACUCCAACAACCAAGCUAUUCCAUAUUAAAUUAUGAGCAACCAUCCAAUUUAACUGAUAGUUUGGCACGUUUUUGGGACAGUGAGUCCAUUGGCAUAGUUGAUUACACUGAAUCUGACCACCAAAGAAAGGAAUUCUUGAAGGACAUUGCAUUUGACAAGACCGAAGGAAAAUAUCAAGUUGAUCUUCCCUGGAAGGAGGAACAGACUUUGCAAAAUUCUAAUUUUGGACUAUGUGUAUCUCGAUUGCAUCAUCUGAACUCCCGUUUAAGUAAGGAAGGUCUAUUAGACCAGUAUGACGAUAUUUUCAAGGAACAGGAGAGGACAG